AUGGUUAAAAAGGAGAAAUUUGAACCUUUGUUCACCAAAGAAGAAGAACAAUUGUUGUCUGAUUUUAGCAGAAAUGUUUCCACCAAGUCUUCAGCACUAUUCUACGGCAGCGCUUUUAUGGUGUCAGCAUUGCCCAUUUGGCUCUACUGGAGAAUACACAUGAUCGAAAUGAUGCCAGCCCUUGUUUGGUUCAUUCUUGUCACUUUGGGCAGCACAUACCUCAUCUCAUUCGCCUACAAAAACACCAAGUUCAUAUUGAAACACAAGAUCGCGAUCAAAAGGGAAGAAGCAGUGACCAGGGAAAUCACUAGAAAAUAUGCUGAUGACAAAAAAAUCAGCAAAAAAGAAAAGGACGAAAAAGCUCUAUUCCAAAAAAACGAUGUAGCGGAUUAUGAAGCAACAGCAUUUUCAAUUUUCUACAAUAAUGCAUUAUUUUUGGUCAUUGUGGUUUUGCUCAGUUUCUAUCUUCUAAAAGGAUUCUCAACAACAGCGAAUUACAUAUUUUCUGUUGGAAUUGCAAGUGGAUUAAUUGCUUUGUUUUCAACUGGAACUCAGUAA
Molecule: messenger RNA, 558 nt
Organism: Macrosiphum euphorbiae (potato aphid)
Lineage: Eukaryota; Metazoa; Arthropoda; Insecta; Hemiptera; Aphididae
Source: the annotation of a GenBank genome assembly